CAUCAUGACCACUGGACCCACCCCAACCUGCAUAACUCACAGAUUUAUAAAAAGCAUCACGUUCAGGAUGAAAAUAUGUCGAAAGACAAAGAUGAACUUUAAGGAUUCAAAACGUUAGUCAUGUGGGGCGAUGGAAAAACAAAGGGAAACGGCAAGUCGAAGAAAUUUCCUGCAGAGAUAAUAGAGGUUUCAGAUAGUAAAGAUUAUUUGCUCAAGACAAUGAGAAAAGAAGAAACUUUCUCUAUAAAUACUGGCAAAGGGUGUCGCAAAAAAAUUCACAAAGCAAAGUUUACAAUUAAAAGUGAGAGUGAAUCAGAUGAUGUGCAGGAGCACAGUAUUCCUAAAAAGCUAAAGGCAUCCAGGUCAAAGAAAACAGAGGCUUGCUGCUCAGCAAGCCUUGCUUCACUUAUAAAAGAGUAAUUAACCAAGGAGAGUCAGUCAGAUGAAGGUAGUGCACUUUGCAAUGAUAAAUGCAUGUAUAAAAAAGAAGCCUUGGAACUCAAAGAGAGGGUAGAAAUGCUGGAAAAUCAGAUCAAAAGACUAAAUGAGCAAAUUGACAAUGGCAAUGGGUUCAACCAACUUUUUGCAAGUACCUUUAAAGCAUAUGUUGGUCAUGGACAAAGAACUAAUAAUGUUGAUAAUGGUUGUGAAAAUGGUGAUGUUCCCGAUGAUAGAGAAGAUGUUGUAAAUAAUGAUGGUGAUGAUGAUGGUAAUUCUGGGAAUGUAUUUUGUGGACGAGACGGAACAGUUAAUGAAGGUGACGGACACCUUGUAACAGAAAACGCCGUGCCUAAAAAAGUUGAUAAAGAACGCAGGAAGGGAAGAAGUAACAACAAAAGAAAAAGAAAAGAGGCAAAGUCCAGUGACAGAAAAAGUGUGUCUUUUGCAAAGAAGAGAGCUGGUCAUUUGACAUCCUAUGACAAAUGUAAAGCCUUUCUUUGUCAAGAACCAUCUUCCAAAGAUAAUGGAAUGGUGGAUUGGGUGUUAUGUGAUGUUUGUCAACAAUGGUACCAUUGGGAUUGCGUUGGCAUUACGACAAAGCCGAAAGGAAAAUUUGAUUGCAGAUGCAAUGUAUCUUACUUUACUCAUGGACACAUUUAACAAAAAUCGUCAACGGUGCCAUACCAAGUUAACGCCACAGGUUAUUUAAGCAAAUGAUCCGUGGGCGAAAUCAAGCUCAGAGUGAACUCACAGAUCUCUACAUGGCGUGUCCUUUAACUCGAACUCAAGAAUGAAAACAUAUUC
Messenger RNA from Xenia sp. Carnegie-2017, 1245 nucleotides. RefSeq lists its product as uncharacterized. The record is from RefSeq and is a predicted model, not a curated record. The transcript has 7 exons. Bases 475 to 1101 code for a protein of 208 amino acids. NCBI's taxonomy places the organism in Eukaryota, Metazoa, Cnidaria, Anthozoa, Malacalcyonacea, Xeniidae.